UUAUAUGCAUAGAAUGCUACGAGGCGUUCAGGAAGAACAGCAGCAUAUGAAAGCUUCACCUUCAGGCAGAGAACUUUGAUAGUACCUUUUAUACUGUUUAGUUAGACUUUGUUGUUCUUGCCAGCUGCCAUCAAACAAACUUAAAAUGCCAUCGAUGGGUCCUUCAUUCUUUUUCCUGGGUUUGGUCAUGGCUUCUGUCACAGCAAAUGAGACAUCAACAACAAUGACAGGGUCUUCCCCAAGCUCACGGGAAUUUACCACUCCAGUCUAUUUGAACAAUGAUGCUCCCUUUUCUGCAACUCCCUCCCUCAACACCAAGGACAACACCAACACCACCAGCAAUAUCACCAACAUCACGAGUAUCUCCACAACCACCAGUUCCAUGGUCAUCAGCAACAUCAAUGGCACCAUCAUACCCUUAACAACAAAGGACAAAGGAAAUGCCAGUUCCCAAAGUAGUACAGCGAAGAUUACCUCAACUACACUUAAAUCCACUCGAACUUCAAAACGUCCAACAUCGACCACCAAAAAACAAGGCCCGGGCGCAGGCUCCACUGCUGGGACAAGCGACAGCACGGGUAUUAUCAUCCUGGUUGUGAUCAUCCUUGUGGCUCUUGCGUUUGGAAUUGCCUGCUACAUUGCACGGAAGAGAGGAAGGCGCUACUCUGUCGACUUCACGUCCAGACCGGAUGAAGCCAACAUCCCUCUCAGCACCGUGGAGCCUGAGCUGCCUGUUGAUGCUGGGCCUCAGAACGGUAUGAAAACCUUUGAGCCUGAAGAAGUUGCUACAAAAGAACCUCAAGAACCAGAGGAAAAACCUGCAGUGCAGGAGGAGCAGAAAGCUGAGGCUGAGAAACUUCUUGUCGAAGCCAGCGCUGAGUCUGCAGCUCCAGUGCCACCCCCAGACAGCUCUGAGGACCAACCCAAGGAGGACGUCGUUGAGCAGAGUCCUCCCGCGCCGGAGCCGAGCGUGGAGGAGAAAACUGAUGACGAAGGCGUCGUCUCCAACAAGACCUCGGUGGAAUCGCUGAAGGAGACAAAUGAGAACAACAGCAACAAUGCGCACUUCAGUCAGUGGAGAGAUUUGAAUUCGAACCUCUUCUGGGACGUUCCUCUGGACUGGCCGGUGUGAGACAUGUUGCCUCUCCACCCCUGUGCUGUUCUUCAGGAACUCGGUUAAGGACGGACUCAAGUGACCCCAGCAGAAAAGGACACUUCAGUUCAUGUUGUGUGACAAUCGAGUUGAAUGUUGCCAGCCUUGUUGGAAACAAAUUUCUUGUAACACGGCCGCUUUCUUAAUGUUAAAUGUCAGCUGAGCUCAGCUUUUGAAGUAUUUUAGUCAUAGUUGAGUGCAUUACAGACACAGUUCACUGGAUUUAUAGAGUAAUGUAAAUAUUGCUGAUCCAGCUGUAACACUUUAUUUUAAGAUGCCCCAAUUCAGCAGUUAUAACUUGUACAUAAACAUAGAAUAAAUGGUUUGUAACAGACUAUAAUGUAAUUGUGAGCAGAUAUCAGUGUUCUGAAUGUAUUUAUCAACAACUAUAGCUCAUCCUGUGUACACCCACAAGUUCACGCUGGAGUAUAAACUAAACAACAAUACAGUAAAGCACAUUUGUAAUAUAAAAUACGUCUUGUUUGGAAAAAUUUUAAUUGCUGACAAAACCUACAUUAUACUGUGUUACAAACCAUUUAUUAAAUGCAUGCAUAAUAGUGCUUAUAAAUAUGAAAUUACAACUUAACAACAAGGCGUAAAAGGUUUUGAAGUUGUUGUUGAAUGAUCUAAUUACUGGUUCAUACAUAUGUAAAUACAUGCUGGUACAAUGCAGUUUAAAUGUAAAUACAAGCAUUUGCAUUGUAUGUUACCGGUGACCUAACCACACCUUAACAGUCUGUUUGUUUGUAUUUGUAAGAUAUAAUAAGAAUAAACUAAUAAGAAUAAAAGUUAUAUAUAAAUAAGCAAGACAAUAGAAAAUUUUAAGAUUUAAAUCAUUCUUAUAUCAUUUUAGGAUGUAAUCUUUUGCAGAUGCUGCAUUUUGCUUUUCCAUGCUAUUUCUGUUCAGUGAUAUUAAAGUCUCAAUUAUGCUGAAAAACUGUAAUGAUGUGUAUGUCAUUUGAAUGUAUAAAAGAAGAGUAA
Scatophagus argus is the source of this 2134-nucleotide messenger RNA. RefSeq lists its product as uncharacterized. NCBI's taxonomy places the organism in Eukaryota, Metazoa, Chordata, Actinopteri, Scatophagidae. Bases 146 to 1132 code for a protein of 328 amino acids. The record is from RefSeq and is a predicted model, not a curated record. The transcript has 10 exons.